Cryptotermes secundus is the source of this 1772-nucleotide messenger RNA. Its product is annotated as glycine-rich cell wall structural protein 1.8-like. The transcript has 3 exons. NCBI's taxonomy places the organism in Eukaryota, Metazoa, Arthropoda, Insecta, Blattodea, Kalotermitidae. Bases 78 to 599 code for a protein of 173 amino acids. The record is from RefSeq and is a predicted model, not a curated record.
UGUGUGGAAUAUAAAUAUGCUCGCUUCUUAGAGCAGGGCAUCAUUUCUUGCUCCUUCUUUAGCACCAUCCUCUCAUCAUGGUAGCAGCAAAGAUUUUCGUCCCUUUGUGCGCACUUCUGGCCGCCGCAGUCCUGAAUUCCGCAAAUGCCCUCAGCUAUCAACCCCAAGGUCAAGAGAAAGAUUUACGGCAGGACCUGGCCCCGGGCCAGGGCCACGGUCAAGGUCAAGGCGAUGAUGUUUCCGGGGGUGGCCGUCAAGGUAGUUUCGGACAACAAGGAAGUUCUGGUCGUGGCGCUGGAGGCUUCCGAUCUGGCGCCGCCGAAGGAAGAAGCUACGGGGGUUCCCAGUAUGGCGGCCAGCCAGGAGGAGAAGACGCAAGUCGAUACAAUUUCCGGAUCUACACGGAGCCUGAAUAUUACGGAUAUGAAUCCAAGUUCCCUGGGGGGAAAGCCAUGUUCAAGUCUUACCGCUCGGCUUCUCGCUCUUCUGAGUCUGGACUUGGUCGCCAGGGUCCUCAGAGCGAAUAUGGUGCCACAGGUAGGAGCGCCAAAUCGUAUGACAAUUUUGGAUCAUCCGGUGGACAGCAGCCCCAGUACUGAGACCUUCAGAUGACAACUUCACUGCAUGAUUAGUGGACCAUAUCUCUUACUGUAAUAGGCUAUAGUACAGUAUAGUAUAUUUCAAGGUUGUCCAAAUAGCAGUAGGCGGGUAACAUGCAACCCACCAGGUUGGUUUUAUGCAAGCCUCAGGAGUAAACUUCAGUCUUCCAAAGAUUAUGUCAACACUUUCUUUUAAAAAAUGGUGGUGGGGUCAUAUCAAAUGAAAACUUUAUGAAAGGUCUUUACUAAAUAUUCCGUGUAACUGUAUAACUGAUUACACGAUACCUAAAAUAUUACGGAAUUUGUGGAAUUCCGUUACGGUAUACAUUAUGAAAAUAAUCUGACAAAUUUUAAGUAGCUGGUUUCUUAACCUUUCAAGCCUGUAGCCAAUGAGUACUACCAACAUUUCGUAACUUGUGCUUAACUCUCAAAAGCCCAGUGGUUUCCAUUUGUACCAUCUGCCUUAUUACUAAAACACUACAUUCUACACACAGAGUGUAUCUGCAUGUUCCGUUUGGUUCUCACAAUAAACAGCAUUAACCGGUUGGGCUUUGUAGCGGAGACGUAAUGUGUUUCCUGUGAGUUACGAACGAAUUCUUACAUAGUAUUCAGGAGAAACUCAAUCUUUAAAGGUCUAAAAAUUAGUUCGAUGUUGGGGACACGCUACUAAUGUUAUAAUAUGUACAUUCUCAGCCAUGCAGUCUGGAUGUUGUUGUUCUGUAGGGGAUGAAUCUGUUUCCUACUUAAUUUUAACUUGAUAUUACCGGGAACAGAGUUAAGUAUGCCUGUUCUUGUAAAGGAGAAAGCUUAGUCCACGGCGUUGAAAUUAAUAAAGUUCAGAGUGGAUCUUUUCUCUGCAUUGUCAGAAGCAAAUUCAUAAUUUCUUUUCUAAUCUUAGCACGUAGAAUUACACGAUACAAAACUUCAGUUAUAUUCAGAUUUGUUUGCCACAUAGGUCCAAUUCAUUUUCCUGUGCUUGUAGUUUAUAAAUAUUGAUCACUGUAAAGCUGACAUUUUUAUCGAUAUAUUGGAAAGAAUAUGUAUCUGGUGUGACCCCUGAGUUAUGUGAAGUUAGACAGCCCCGGUAUAGUUACUCAGCAACUAUGUACAAUGUAUAUUAUGCUUGUGUCGUACGGUUCUUAUAAAUAAAAGCGCACACGUAGAAUUUGCAAA